AUGUUUUUAAAACCUUUUACAUAUCCACUACCCGAAACAAGGUUUCUUCAUGCAGGCAGAAGUGUAUAUAAACUUAAAAUCAGAUAUGGCAACUUCCUCUGCAGUGAUGAUAUAGACAACAAUGAAAAUACUGCCAAGGAACUAGAGGAAGCCAUUCGAGUAAUCAUUGGAAAUCUUGAUAAUUUACAUCCAUUUGCUACAGAACACUUGACUAUAUUUCCAUAUUUAAGUAAAUGGGAGAGAGUAUCAAAACUGAGAUUCAAACAUGGGGAUACAUUUCUUGCUCCAUAUCCUCAUGUUUGCACUAUGUAUGUUGAACUCAAUUCAUUUCAGCAAAGUAUAUUUGUUGGAAAAGAAGUAAAUCUGGAUGCUUGUAACUUUGUCAAGGAUAGAAUUGAAAUGAUAGAAAAUAUUGAAAUGGAAGCAACAGUGAAGUGGAGAAGAGUGGAAGAUCCAGCAGAAAUUUCACAUGCAAAGCCAUAUAUGGAUAGAACUGAAACUGAAAAUAUUUACACUGGAAGCAAGUCAAAAGGUGACUUCAGAAUGUCAGAAGAUAUUCAGCAGAAAUAUCAGGAUCCUGCAGCCCUUAGGAAGGACUAUGGCCAUAUGAGUGUAUGGGAACCUGUGGAAUAUAACAUCGAACAAAGCACAGAAACCACCCAGAAAGAAGGUAAAAUGCAACUGCAACAGCAAAUCAACCCCAUUAGAAAUGAAGGAAAUGUGGAGUCAAAAGGAAGAGGUUUUCUGAAGUUAGUGAAAAGCGUUCUUCGGAAGAUUGCGGAUGACAAGACCCAGAUCAUCCUUAUUGCCCUGGCUUGA
This is a messenger RNA of Gopherus flavomarginatus (Mexican gopher tortoise), 819 nucleotides long. RefSeq names its product membrane anchored junction protein (gene MAJIN). The coding region runs from base 1 to 819 and encodes 272 amino acids. Gene Ontology annotation, molecular function: DNA binding. The record is from RefSeq and is a predicted model, not a curated record. NCBI's taxonomy places the organism in Eukaryota, Metazoa, Chordata, Testudines, Testudinidae. Gene Ontology annotation, cellular component: nuclear inner membrane. The transcript has 10 exons. Gene Ontology annotation, biological process: meiotic attachment of telomere to nuclear envelope; homologous chromosome pairing at meiosis.